Petromyzon marinus (sea lamprey) is the source of this 8230-nucleotide messenger RNA. RefSeq lists its product as uncharacterized. Gene Ontology annotation, molecular function: protein binding. Lineage: Eukaryota; Metazoa; Chordata; Hyperoartia; Petromyzontiformes; Petromyzontidae. Gene Ontology annotation, biological process: positive regulation of JNK cascade; negative regulation of canonical NF-kappaB signal transduction. Gene Ontology annotation, cellular component: cytoplasm. The record is from RefSeq and is a predicted model, not a curated record.
CACAGGGCUAUACCUAGUAAAUGAAACUUAUUAUUUUAUUGUUUCCCUUCUACGUGACUUUACCGAAAGAACCAAGAAUAUGAAUUUGAAACUUGUAUUUACUUGGUGACGUCAGCACGUGCGCGCGCUUCAGCCGCAACGGUUUAACGCGAUUACGUCGCCGCGCCCUCAAAACGUGCCCGCGCUGUACGUGAUGACGUCACGCGCAGAGCCUUCGCUCCUUCCCCCGCGCCGCCGUGAUUGGCUGGAGAGUCGGCACGUGACGCGGCGGUGUCGUUGGCGUUUGUUUUUGAACAAAUGGCGGUGAGGGCGACUCGCAGGGAGUUGGCGUUGGAAAAGGUGCUCGGGAUUACGUUAUCAUCAAGCAGUGGACUCUGCUGUGAUCCCAAGACCGGCUUAGUUGCCUACCCUGCAGGAUGUACUGUGGUCAUCUUCAACCCAAAGAAAGGGAAGCAGACCCAUAUCUUCAAUGCAUCCAGGAAGCCCAUUACGACGUUGGCGUUCUCGCCAGAUGGGAAGUAUCUCGUGACGGGCGAGAGCGGCCACAUGCCGGCCGUGCGGGUGUGGGAUCUGGCGGACAGGACCCAGGUCUCCGAGUUCCAGAGGCACAAGUAUGGUAUCUCGUGCGUGGCCUUUUCCCCGAACGUCAAGUACGUCGUGUCCGUGGGCUACCAGCACGACAUGAUGGUCAACGUGUGGGACUGGAGGAAGGGCGCUCUGAUCGCGUUCAACAAGGUGUCCAGCAAAGUGACCGCAGUUUCCUUCUCAUCUGACAACAGCUACUUUGUGACGGUCGGUAAUCGUCACGUCCGCUUCUGGUACCUCGACGCCUCCAAAGCCUCCAAGGCGAACCUGACGGUGCCACUUCUCGGUCGCUCCGGACUCCUCGGAGUACAGCGCAACAAUUUCUUCUGCGACGUGGCGUGUGGACGGGGGAGGAUGUCGAGCAGCACGUACUGCAUCACGUUCUCGGGGCUGCUGUGCGAGUUCAACGACAAGCGCAUGCUCGAGAAGUUUGUGGACCUGAAGACGCCGAUGGCGAGCUGCAUCUACGUGAGCGAGGAGCUCAUAUUCUGCGGCUGUGCCAACGGAGUGGUGUGCGUGUUCGGCGCGGAGGACCUGCGCAAUGUGGCCAUCCUGCCCAGGCCGCACUGCCUGGGCGUGGACGUGGCCCUGGGCGUGCAGCCGAGCCACCUGUUCGGCAGCAAGCUGGACGCGCGGUUCCCGGACACCGUGGCGCUGACAUACGACUCGAGCAACGCGUGGCUGACGUGCGUCUACAACGACCACAGCCUGUACACGUGGGACGUGCGCGACGCGCGGCACGGCAAGCGCUUCGGCAAAGUCUACUCGGCGCUCUACCACAGCUCCUGCAUAUGGGGCGUUGAGGUGUACCCGGUGCUCGAAGAGAGCAGCCCAGCGUGCCUCCCUCCUGGCUCGUUCCUCACCUGCUCUUCCGACAGCACGAUCCGCGUGUGGAGCAUCGACGCGCCAGCUGCUACCCACGCGCCGCCCUUCCACCGGAACGUCUACAGCAACGAGCUGCUCAAGGUGAUGUACUGCGACGAGAGCUUGCAGUCGCUGCAGGACCUGGACUACAACCCCGCGGGCAGCACCGACAAGACGGACCACACGCUUACCGAGGCCAAGCUGGGCAUCCGGGCCCUGUGCGUGAGCCCCGACGGGCAACACCUGGCCUCCGGGGACCGCAUCGGCACCGUCCGGAUCCACGACCUGCAGUUCCUGGACGAGGUGAUGCAGAUCGAUGCCCACGACUCGGAGGUGCUCUGCCUGGAGUACUCCCAGCCCGAGACAGGCGUGAAGCUGCUAGCGUCUGCCAGUAGAGACCGGCUGAUCCAUGUGCUGGACGUCGAGGACAACUACGACCUCACGCAGACGCUGGAUGACCACUCCUCCUCGAUCACCGCUGUCAAGUUCAUCGGAGGCGCUGAGCAGCUUAACAUGGUGAGCUGCGGAGCUGACAAAUCCAUCUACUUCCGCACAGCAAUGAAGUCUCCGGAUGGACUGAGGUUCUCCAGGGUUCACCACGUAGUCGCGAAGGCCACGCUCUACGACAUGGACGUGGACGCGACGGGGAAGUACGCCGUCGUCGGCUGUCAGGACCGCAACGUCAGGAUUUUCGAUGUUUCAAGUGGGAAACAGAAGAAGUGCUACAAGGGCUCCCAGGGGAAGGAUGGCUCUCUCAUCAAGUUGCAGAUGGAUCCCUCCGGGAUGUACGUAGCCACCAGCUGCUCCGACAAAAAUCUCACGCUCUUUGAUUUCUACACGGGAGAGUGUGUGGCCUCCGCCUUUGGGCAUUCAGAAAUUGUGACGGGUAUGAAAUUUAGCCACGACUGCAAGCAUCUCAUUUCAGUUUCGGGGGACAGCUGCAUGUUCCUGUGGCGGUUGCCGUCGGACCUGACGAGUGUCAUGCAGCGGCGGCUGGGAGAGAUGACCCAGAGCCGGAAACCAGCACUGCCCAAGCAGCCCCCGGCUCUCCGCAGGGAGACGUACGUGAUGCAGCCGCGUGCGCCCGUGCUCGGACACAUCACGGAGGAGUGCGAGGGCAAUGAGGGGGAGCGUGAGGGCGACGAGGGGGAGCGUGAGGGCGACGAGGGGGAGUGCGAGGGCGACGAGGGGGAGUGCGAGGGCGACGAGGGGGAGUGCGAGGGCGACGAGGGGGAGCGCGAGGGCGACGAGGAGGAGCGCGAGGAUGAUGUGGAGGAGGAAUCGGACGGACUCCACGCUGUCAUCUCACUGGAUGAUCGCAUGAAGAGAACGGCAAAGACCCCAGCCUGGGCUAGGCUCCAGCGAUUGCCGAACGGCACAGAGGCGGGCCAGGAGGCGGCCGGCGUAGCCUGGCAACCGCGCAGGCGCUGGGGCCAAGGCUUUGACAAGGAGCAGACAGAGAAGUCGCUGCAGGACCUGUGCAGGCUCAGCGUGGAGACGCCGACGCCCUCACCGCUGACGGAGCGCGACUCGUGCUGCUCACUCGACAGCGUGGACGGUGUGUGCAUCGAGGAGGCCACCAAGCUGGCACCCACCGACCUCAAUGAUCUGUUCAAAGAGCUGGAGAGCGGCAAGCGUACGAGCGAACCGUUCUCCAAGCCCGGCGCGGGCCGCUUGGAGACGCCGCCGCCGCGGCACGAGGCCACCCCGUCCCCCGAGCUGGACACGCCGAGCGACGGCGCCGGCGAGGCCAUCAUCUACACGCAGCCCGGCGAUGCCGACGCUGCUCCUGACAGUGACUACCAUGUGACGGAAAUCCCCAAAAGCGUGCGAGGCAAGAGGAGCCCACGAGCCCACGCGAGGGCCAGCCCCAACCAUGUGUCCAGCCACAGCCCGGCCCACGACGUCACAGCCAGCCUGCCCCCGCCGCUUGCUGAUUUGGAGCGGCCAGACCUCGUUGUGGAGAUGAGUUCCGAACUGUCCAAGAUUGAGGAGGGUAUUGAGGACGAAGAUAAGGACGAGGACGUUGAGGAGGUUCAUGAUGAUAACGAGAAGGAGGAGGAAGAGGAGGAGGAAGAGGAGGAGGAAGAAUGUACCGCUCUAGAGGAGGAAGAGGAGCCAUCUGAAAUUCCCAAACAAGAGACCUUCUUGAAACAGAACUUUGAAACACUGGCAGACUUCGUCCGCAAUGAGACGUUCGACCGGAGCCUGGAGGGUCUCUGUCCCAACCCGCAGCCGAGGAAGGAGAUCGCGCUGAACCCCCGCCUCAGCAUCUCCUCGCGCUUCCUCUUCAAGGCCUUCCGCACGCAGCCCAGGGAAGGGCGCCAGCUGCCCAUGAGACCGAGACUGUUGCCGGCGAACCCACCGACGCUGUUGGACAGGGCUGCGACGCAGGAGCUGCCACCGGGCCGGCGCGAGUGCCAAUCCCACACGUCCGAGACCCUCGGCACGACCCGGCUCUUGCCUCCUCCCAAGGACCCGGGCAGCGAGGAGCCGAGCCUGGCACUCGCGAGAAGUCACGAUUGCGACAAAAUCGCCAAGGCCCAGUCCGACCACAUCGGCAACACCGAGGCAGCGGGAGAAGGAAGCACGGGGCCCAUUGUUCCCGGCCUGCAGCCCCCUGCGGUGAAAUCAUCAUCAGCUCCUGACCUCGCCACGCAGCUUCACGGUCGCCUGCUGUGGAGCGAGACAGAACGGAGGGCGCCGCAGCGCAGGCUGCUGCCUCCGUCUCCUGGCUGCGGCAGCAGCGACGCCGUGCCGACGGCUUCCGAGGAGGGCGCGUCGCCGUGCGCGUCGGGCACGGAGGGGCAGAGCGCGGACACAACGGAGAGCCUCGCCGCGAGAUGCGCAAUGAGCGGCGACGACGACGCCACCUCCGUCGCGAAGACCGCCUUGACGGAUACGCUCGACGAUGGUUCUCGUGCCGCCAUGGAAGGCGCCGCCAAGCGGAAAAAGGAAACGGCUCCGGCCAGCGACGUCGCUGCGCGCGAGAGAGGAUUCGCCAGGUCACCCCAAGGUCAAGAGUGGGCAUCGUUCGGCAGCGUACCCGCCAGCUGUUCCACUCCAUCAAGGCCGUCGAAGAGUGACGGAGCGGAGGAGGACGCUCCAAGCAAGCUCCUAGACAGGACGAUGAUGCCACCCCAGGACACGAGCACGCUUGGAGCAAACCCAACAAAGCAGAGACCGAGUUCCGUGCGGCGCAGCGUGAAGCCGGGGGGUCCCUCCGUGCCGUCCACAGAGUCCAGAGUCAAACCGGCGUUGAGCUCCGGCAAGCGGGCGUGCGCUGAAGAUGCCGGCGGAUCGGUGGGGAGAGCACAACGCGACGUCGAUUGUGAAUCGGAGAAGGGAAUCUCAAGUCCUACCGAUGGAAGUUCCUCGCAGGUAGUCGGCGCAAGAGAAUCGGAGUCACAGCUCUGCUGCGAUGUAACGCAGGGUAACGUUGCAACGCACCGAAGCGAUGCCACCCAGCGCGGCGAUGCCAGCGAGAGAGGCCAUCCCGAGAACGCCAAGCCACAGCCAAACCAGAGCUCCUCUCGGGCUCAAGACAAACCAUUGGCUGCAGAGCAGGACUCCAAUCAUUCCGAUGCCUUUGCUACAAAGGUAAAUCCCACAGGUGAUUCUGUAAUUGCGGACGAAGCCCACGGCAAAGGGCUUUCUGCGAAACGUCGGGUUGCGAUCCACAAAGAGCAAGCGGCCAGCGCUGCUGCGGACAACGCAGACUACAGCGAUGACGCGAGGCUUCUGGGAGCGCAGCGUCGAGGCGUCGGAGCAGCGCCGUGCAGCGGCAGUGUCGUCGCGACAUCCUACGGAGCGGCUGCCCGGUCGGGCAAUGGCCAAGCGUCUGCAGAAGGCGGAACAUUCGUUGUGAAUACUUCGGACAAUUUGAAAAGCACCCGGGGGUCGGGUGUGCGCGACGACGCUCCGGAAAAUCUGCGGAACGGAAACGCGGCGCCCGACUCGAUCGUACGCGCAAGCGGGGGUGUUGAGAGGGGCAGCUCUGGCCAAGCGAGUUGCGCCGGGGCGCCGCCACCUCGUAUGGAAAUGCUUGUCAAGAGGGGCUCUGAUAAGCCCAGAGUCGAGUCGGACCGCAGGCCAUCAGGGCGGACGGCGGGAGUGGGGAGAACGUCUGGACUUGACGUGUGUCACUCCUCUUGCCCGGUGCCCGGCGACGCGGCGUCUGCCACGGGAGAGACGAGGGAACUGGUGGACGGCCGUACGGGCAGGGGUGGCAACCCUCCUGCUGUGGAGGCCUCCGCGGACGGAAAGGGGGGCGGCCCGGCCUCGGGGCUCUCUGCGACAAAGGAGGCGUUUGCGGUCAACUUGAAGAACAAUGUCCGGCUGAUCUCUGACGAAAGCAAUGGAGCACCAGGACAGCUUACUGGAGCUGCUGAGGACGCUGCUGCUGCUGCUGAGCAUACACAGUUGAACAGGAAGAACCUCUUACCCAGCGACCAAGAGCUCGAUGGUGACACAGGGCUGCCCGUGACGGAGGAGGAUUGUCAGCUGGUCCUGAGCGAGCUGCGUUCCGCGGUGCGCAAAGCUCUACGCCUCUACAACCGGGUUUCCACGGCGGACUCCGAGCAGCACGCACAGACGGCCGCUGUGCUGCUCCACAGCUUCUCCUCCCUGGGGGCGGAACUGGAAUCUGUCGCUCGUCUGUCAAGUCCUGAGCGGGAGGGCGAGCCCAGCGACGCCGCUGGCGCCGCACGCCCUGCCGUGCAGAGAGGCUGCCAACAGCAGCAGCAGCAGCAACAGAACUCUGGUUUCCGUAACUCACAUGUCUCCAUCGCGCAGGGCGCAGGCUCGCAGAGCCAGCAGCAGCAGCAGCAGCCGUGUGCGGAGCUGCGCGGCUGGGCGGACGGUAAGGCUGUUCACCUGCUGGAGCAUUACUCCGACCUCAUGGUGCAGCUGGUGGAGCGUAAGAUGGCGUGCACCGCGUGCAAAACCACGCGAACCUAAGCCACCGCCCGCCAGGGCCUCGUGUGCAUCACCGGUGCGUGCUCGCAAUGCAGUAGGAUGAUAAGAACCCUUUUCCACCGCACACCCGAGCCGUACCACAGCACAGCACGGCAACGGGUGUUUUUUCUCACCGGCAUAUUUGCCGAGCCGGAACCGAGAGUCGAGUUCUACGGCGGCCUCGUCAUCUGAAUUGGGCUCGGAGCCAAGCGGGUGGGGGGGGGGGGGGCUAGUCGACGCGAGAUGCCGAUCGGCGCAACUCGACCACGCCGUCACCGCGCGCCAUCCACGCGCACCUCAGCGUCCCAGUCGCGCGCGCCCUGCGCCUCGCGUUGGCUCGAAACGGUGCCAGCACGGCUCGGUUUCUGCGAGUGGAAAAGAGGUGUGGAGGGAUGAGGGACGAUCUUGCGUUGUUUGUAUGUUUGAAAUGAACACGUGUGAGGGCAUAUCACUCAAAAAUACAUCCGGGGUAUGUCUUGUGAUCUGAUAGCUGCGCGUGCCAGAGACCAGAUUUUUGUGUAACUUUAUCGACACCGGGGCAGUGCAUCUUCUCGUCCGGAGACUUACGGGAACUGCGCUGCCGUACGCCGGUCACCUGGUAGCCCGGCAGGUUUAGGGUCUGCGUCUCAUUCACAAAACGUAAUCUCCAGCGAUCCCCCGGCCCUUCAGGCCCCCCCCAUGGGCACCACACUGUGUGCACCGCCCGGCAGGGUGGUCCUGCCAGGACGUAACGGGCAACAGGCGCAGCCCUGCAAUCGCUCGCUCACGCCACCGCCGGCGGAAGGGCCUCUACCGUAGAAGGGGGGACCUCCAGAGGAGACCGUCUAGAGCAGGGGUCGGGCAACCAAAAUAACAAGACGAGAUAUUUAUACGAAAAUCAAUAUUUCAAGAGCUGCUCAUUAAAUAGCCGCGUGUGCCUCCGGAGCCACAAUUUGGCGACCUCUGAUUGAGAGGGUAUUUGGCCUACUCUUCCACGCUGGCAAGACUUCUUAGGAGAGGUGUAUUUCUGAGUCAAGAUAUGAAUUCCUCUCCUGCGCUCCAUUUAGGUAGAUAUCGCCUUGUUAUCGAACUGCUAAUUCACUCUGCCGUCCAGCUAUGUGUGUGUGUGUGUGACGGAUUUUGUCGAUGUCUUUGUUCGCUUGUGGUUUACAUUAUAUGGGGAAUUACAACUAUAUGCCUACGUAUGUGAGUUUUCCCAUUCUUUAGCCUCCGAUUGUUUCAGAACUAGAUCAAUGUUCCAUUGAUAGCGCAGCGUUGACACUCUGCUUCUCGUGUGUGUUUUAAGUGUAUUUGCAAAAAAUACUGUUAUAUUUUCAAUGUAUAUGAAGUAUUCGAAGCUUGUGUGAGGUGCGGACGUGUGGAAGUGUUUUGGCACAGUCCUAAACGGCACAUCUUGCAGUGCAGGGAUGCGUCCCCGAUUUAUUAUUCCCGUUUCGUCAGAAAAGUCUGCAAAUCCGAGCCUGGAUACAAAAUUUGGGACCGAAUCGAUGCGAUGACGCGAGGUCACAGGGGAAGUGAUGUCGCUUUCGAGAACCGUCACUUCCGCGCCGUUGUCGGCAACAGCGACGCCGUCGGGGCGACGUGGUUGACAACGGCGGCACGGCGGUGAAAUUGCCCCCUUUACAUCACAUUUUUUGUCGACUGGGAACUCUUCCUCGAGUCGUUCACGCAGUUUACCGUUGCGUUUUUAAACCAGCAGCAAGUUGCUGUUUACGCCAGACGCGCGUUCGUUAAAAGCUUUCGUACCGUCUUCAAAUAAAGUAGUUCGCAUUGAAGCUGCCGCUUGUAAGUCGAGGUUUUUCUCUUAAAUAAAUAUUUUGCAUCA